CAUUCUUUUGUUGUUUCACACUCAGCACUCACACUCCACAAACUUGUGGUUUAUAUUCAUCCAAUCCAUCCCAUUGGUCUCUCUCUCUCUCUCUCUCUCUCUCUCUCUCUCUCAUUUUCCUAGUCUAACCUUUCAUCUCCAUGGCGGCAGAACUUUCCACUGCCACAACCUUAAAGCCCUACAACAUCCUCCAAACCUCAAGCUCUUCCUCUAAAACAACCUCAACAAUAUUCUUCACCCCCUUAACAAGCUUUCGUCAUAAAACACUCCUUAAAACCCAAAGAAGAUCAAGAAUAACGCCCUUUACCGUUUGUGUUAUAAUGGAGGAUCCAAAACACACAACCCAAAUCAACGCAGAAGAAAAAACAGAACUUUCCAAUAAUAAACCCAACCCUCAAUUGCGUCAAUUGUCAGUAUCACAAAAAAUGGCAAGAAAGAAGUCACAAAGGUCCACUUACCUUGUUGCCGCUGUAAUGUCUAGCUUUGGUGUUACCUCUAUGGCAAUCUUAGCAGUUUAUUAUAGAUUUUCAUGGCAAAUGGAGGGUAGUGGAGAAGUUCCUUGGUCUGAAAUGUUUGGCACAUUUGCACUCUCAGUGGGUGCUGCUGUAGGUAUGGAGUUUUGGGCAAGAUGGGCUCAUGAGGUUCUAUGGCAUGCUUCCUUGUGGCACAUGCAUGAGUCACAUCAUCGACCAAGAGAAGGUCCAUUUGAGCUUAAUGAUGUUUUUGCAAUAAUUAACGCUGUUCCUGCAAUUGCUCUUCUCUCAUACGGUUUUUUCAACAAGGGAUUGGUUCCUGGACUCUGUUUUGGUGCAGGUCUUGGGAUUACAGUGUUUGGGAUUGCUUACAUGUUUGUCCAUGAUGGAUUGGUUCAUAAGAGAUUCCCUGUGGGUCCUAUUGCUAAUGUGCCUUACUUUACAAGAGUUGCUGCUGCUCACCAACUCCAUCAUUCGGACAAAUUCAAAGGGGUGCCAUACGGGCUCUUUUUAGGCCCAAAGGAAGUUGAAGAAGUAGGAGGACUAGAAGAGCUAGAGAAAGAGAUAAGUAGAAGAACAAGAUCAUAUACUGGUUCAUGACAAAUCAACUACUAGUACUAUAAUUGUUUUAAAGAAUUUUGAGUAUGGAGAGCAAUUCAAUUCAAUUAUUGAAAUGAUUGAAUACGCAUGUUUGUUUGUACAGUUUUAGUCAUUAAUACGAAAUUCUAAAAGACUGCAAAAGAAAUUUAUCAACAAAUAGACUCAGACUCGACGAGCAAUUUAGAUUCGAGUUAAAUCUUUUUGAUUUUAAGUUAACAUAUUUUUUGUUCCAAA
This is a messenger RNA of Vicia villosa (hairy vetch), 1307 nucleotides long. Its product is annotated as beta-carotene hydroxylase 2, chloroplastic-like. The record is from RefSeq and is a predicted model, not a curated record. Gene Ontology annotation, cellular component: chloroplast. The transcript is spliced from 7 exons. Gene Ontology annotation, molecular function: beta-carotene 3-hydroxylase activity. Gene Ontology annotation, biological process: carotene metabolic process; xanthophyll biosynthetic process. Bases 141 to 1073 code for a protein of 310 amino acids. Lineage: Eukaryota; Viridiplantae; Streptophyta; Magnoliopsida; Fabales; Fabaceae.